ACUAAAGCAGGCUUGCACAUGUUGAAAACGUAAACAAAAGAAGUUUUUAAAAUGACCAGAAAAAAAACCCCCAAGAAGAAAACAGAAGUUGUAUUUGACAACAAGAAGCGCAUUGAGUUCCUCAGUGGCUUCCGGAAGAGAAAAAACGAAAGGCGAUCGCGUGCAAAAGCGGAGCUGGAGAAAAACCUCAAGAAUGAGCGCAAGCGCAUUCGGCAAGAAGUAAAAGAUGGCUUUAACCAUCUGAAGAAGACAUUUGAGCCAUUGCGCGAACUCACCGAAGAGGACAAGGCAGAGGAGGAGCAGAAGCAGGAAACUUACGAAGAUGAUGAAGUGCAGGUUAAGAUCGUAGAGCUAACUACCAAUGAUCUAGCAGCUAAAAGAAAUAUGUUGGGGGCCAAUACGGCGGAGGAAAGCGAACCGGAGGAGCAAGACUCUCAUAGCGAAGAAGACGAUCCCACCGAACCAAACAGGAUUCCAGGUAUGGAUUUCGAUCCAAACGCUCGUAAACGAAAAACCAAGCCUGAAGAUGAAGAGCAUUCAAAGCCCAAGAAAGCAAACACAUCUCAGCCAGAUAUCAAGAGCAAAAAGGAUCUCGAUCGUCUGAUGAAAACCAAAACGUUAAAGAAGAUGCAUCAGAGUAAACUUUUUAAGCAAAAGGAGCGCCUCGAUAAGAAAAACAACCAAAAGAAGGCCAAGCGGGAUCGAAAUAACACCAUUAAGAGCGUUCCAAAGCACCAGCGGAAACAGCUCAAGUAUGGAAAGGGCCAACAGACAAAAUACCGAAAGGGCCGGAUGGUCAACAAGAAGGAACUGCGGCGCAAGCGCAACGCCGACUAAGUUUAGCUUUAAGCAUAGUUUGUUUUACGGUUUAUUUACUAUUACUCUAGUUGAUCAAAUAAACUGUUUAAUUCCUGGCUUGUACAAUAA
Molecule: messenger RNA, 927 nt
Organism: Drosophila eugracilis
Lineage: Eukaryota; Metazoa; Arthropoda; Insecta; Diptera; Drosophilidae
Gene: vito
Product: nucleolar protein 12
Exons: 2
Coding region: 52-837 (261 amino acids)
Cellular component (GO): nucleolus
Molecular function (GO): RNA binding
Source: RefSeq, a predicted model, not a curated record